Messenger RNA from Talpa occidentalis (Iberian mole), 2140 nucleotides. RefSeq names its product lamin B2 (gene LMNB2). The record is from RefSeq and is a predicted model, not a curated record. NCBI's taxonomy places the organism in Eukaryota, Metazoa, Chordata, Mammalia, Eulipotyphla, Talpidae. The transcript is spliced from 9 exons. The coding region runs from base 409 to 2082 and encodes 557 amino acids.
UCCACCUCCAGCCUGGAUAGGCCCGCGUGCCUGGGGCGGCUGUCACAAGUCACACACGCAGGGACCUUCAGCAACAGGGCUCUGUCCUCUCCCAGCUCUGGGGCUGGUAGUCCAAAGUCAGAGUGUUGCAGGGGCUGCUGGCCCUUCAGCGCUGGGAGCCCCGGGCAUCCUGGGUGCAUGGCUACAUCAUCCGGUCUCUGCCGACACGCUGGUGUCCUCCCUCUCUCCUCUCUCCUGCCUCUUACAAGGACACUUCACGUGGGGUUCAGGGCCCACCCCAGUCAUCCAGGCAGCUCUCAUCUCCAGACCCUUCAGAUCUGUGAAGUCCCUGUUUUCAACAGUUCCACUCAGGGUUAGGAUGUAGGCACACCUUUGGGGGGGGGCGGGGCACCAUUCAUCCCACUACAGAUGUCCCUGUCAAAAAGAGGGGUCCAGAUGGACCCCCCCAUCUCUGGCUUGUGGUUCCUCCCACAUCAUCACAGAGCCCAUUGUGUUGUCAGGGCCCAGAGCGGAACCCUGGGGGUCCCCCAGUCCCUGCAGCCACUGCCCGGGAGCCUGCGAGCAGGAAGGAUGCCCAUGCGACUGAGGAGCGCCCUUGUGCUCCAGCCGGUCCCCUCCCGGGCCUCGGGGGCUGCACGGGGAGCCCAGAGGGAAGCUGGAGGGAAGGCCAGGAGUGCUGAGAUGGGAGCUGAGUCCACACCUGUAAAGGCAUCCAUGGGAGAACGUGUCAGGGGACCCUUGAAGGAGCCUGUGAGGGGGAUUGUGGAGGGAACUGUGCAGAGACCCCGGAGGGGGCCUCUGAGGUGGACUUUGAGGAGCUUUCGGCGAGAAUCGGUAAAGAGAACCACAAGGAGGCCCUGGCAGAGAGCUGUGGGGGACACCAUGAAGAAGGAGGUGCGGGAGACGCGGCGGCGGCACGAGCGUCGCCUGGUGGAGGUGGACAGCAGCCGGCAGCAGGAGUAUGACUUCAAGAUGGCGCAGGCCCUGGAAGAGCUGCGUGGCCAGCACGACGAGCAAGUGCGGCUCUACAAGUUGGAACUGGAACAGACCUACCAGACCAAGUUGGACCACGCCAAGCUGAGCUCUGACCAGAACGACAAAGCGGCCAGUGCUGCCCGGGAGGAACUGAAGGAAGCCCACAUGCGGCUUGAGUCCCUUAGCUACCAGCUCUCUGGGCUCCAGAAGCAGGCCAGUGCCGCGGAGGACCGGAUCCGAGAGUUAGAGGAGGCCAUGGCUGGGGAGCGGGACAAAUUCCGAAAGAUGCUGGACGCCAAGGAGAGGGAGAUGACCGAGAUGCGGGACGUGAUGCAGCAGCAGCUGGCUGAGUACCAGGAGCUGCUGGACGUCAAGCUGGCCCUGGACAUGGAGAUCAAUGCGUACCGCAAGCUCCUGGAGGGCGAGGAGGAGAGGCUGAAACUGUCCCCCAGUCCCUCAUCUCGGGUGACCAUCUCUCGGGCCACUUCAAGCAGCAGCGGCAGCAGCGUGUCCACAGCUGGGCGCUCGGGCCGUGGCAAGCGAAAGCGGCUGGAGGCAGAGGAGCCCCCAGGCACGGGCUCCAGUGGCAUCGGCUCCGGCAGCAGCACCAGCACCAGCAGCAGCUUCCACCUGGCCCAGCAGGCCUCGGCGUCAGGCAGUGUCAGCAUCGAGGACAUCGACCUGGAGGGCAAGUUUGUGCAGCUCAAGAACAACUCAGACAAGGAUCAGUCCCUCGGUAACUGGAAGAUCAAGAGGCAGCUGGUGGAAGGGGAGGAGAUCGCCUACAAGUUCACGCCCAAGUAUGUGCUGCGGGCUGGCCAGACCGUCACGGUGUGGGCGGCUGGUGCAGGGGUGGCUCACAGCCCCCCCUCAACACUCGUGUGGAAGAGCCAGAACAGCUGGGGCAUGGGCGAGAGCUUCCGGACCAUCCUGGUCAAUGCCGAUGGGGAGGAAGUGGCCAUGAGAACCGUGAAGCAGACCGCCAUGGCUCGGGAGACGGAGAACGGGGAGGAGGGGGAAGAGGAGGAAGCUGAAUUCGGGGAGGAAGAUCUUUUCCAUCAACAGGGGGACCCCAGGACCACCUCUCGAGGCUGCCGCGUGAUGUGAAUGGAAUUUCCUCAUCACACGUCUUUACCCAGAGCCACUGAAAACUAUUUUUAUAUCA